GUCAAAUUGCUGUGAAAUCAUGGCGAAGCACUGGAGUUUCACCUGUUUAGUGGCACUAGCCUUGCUAGGAUGCUCAGUUAGAACCCAAGCUCAAGAAAAAGCUCAGAACUCGCAAGACCCUUCACCACGGAUGGUAAAAGGCGUCUCACCACCUCAAAAUCCAAAGCUCUCUACAUUGCCACAGCCACCAUGGAUCCCACCACAUCCACAUCCACAUCCACCAUGGACCCCUAAAGAUCCACAUCCACAUCCACCAUGGACCCCUAAAGAUCCACAUCCACAUCCACCAUGGACCCCUAAAGAUCCACAUCCACAUCCACCAUGGACCCCUACAGAUCCACAUCCACAUCCACCAUGGACCCCUAAAGAUCCACAUCCACAUCCACCAUGGACCCCUAAAGAUCCACAUCCACAUCCACCAUGGACCCCUACAGAUCCACAUCCACAUCCACCAUGGACCCCUAAAGAUCCACAUCCACAUCCACCAUGGACCCCUAAAGAUCCACAUCCACAUCCACCAUGGACCCCUACAGAUCCACAUCCACAUCCACCAUGGACCCCUACAGAUCCACAUCCACAUCCACCAUGGACCCCUACAGAUCCACAUCCACAUCCACCAUGGACCCCUAAAGAUCCACAUCCACAUCCACCAUGGACCCCUAAAGAUCCACAUCCACAUCCACCAUGGACCCCUAAAGAUCCACAUCCACAUCCACCAUGGACCCCUACAGAUCCACAUCCACAUCCACCAUGGACCCCUAAAGAUCCACAUCCACAUCCACCAUGGAUCCCUAAAGAUCCACAUCCACAUCCACCAUGGACCCCUAAAGAUCCACAUCCACAUCCACCAUGGAUCCCUAAAGAUCCACAAGCACGGAAGCCUCUUUAUGAUCAAACGCCGCAGGUUCCACCAGCUCCACAGACACCAAAUUUCCCUCAGUAUCCUCAAACGCCGCAGGUUCAACCAGCUCCACAGACACCAAAUUUCCCUCGGUAUCCUCAAACGCCGCAGGUUCAACCAGCUCCACAACCACCAAAGUUCCCUGAGUAUCAUCAAACGCCGCAGGUUCAACCAGCUCCACAACCACCAAAGUUCCCUCAGUAUCCUCAAACGCCGCAGGUUCAACCAGCUCCACAACCACCAAAGUUCCCUGAGUAUCAUCAAACGCCGCAGGUUCAACCAGCUCCACAGACACCAAAUUUCCCUCGGUAUCCUCAAACGCCGCAGGUUCAACCAGCUCCACAACCACCAAAGUUCCCUCAGUAUCCUCAAACGCCGCAGGUUCAACCAGCUCCACAACCACCACAUUUCCCUCAGUAUCCUCAAACGCCGCAGGUUCAACCAGCUCCACAACCACCAAAGUUCCCUCAGUAUCCUCAAACGCCGCAGGUUCAACCAGCUCCACAACCACCACAUUUCCCUCAGUAUCCUCAAACGCCGCAGGUUCAACCAGCUCCACAACCACCACAUUUCCCUCAGUAUCCUCAAACGCCGCAGGUUCAACCAGCUCCACAACCACCACAUUUCCCUCAGUAUCCUCAAACGCCGCAGGUUCAACCAGCUCCACAGACACCAGUUUACAAACCAAGUGUGGUAAAGCAGCCUGCAGCACAGAGUUGUGUCGUUGCAGAAAACGUGAGAAUCCCAUGUGGAAGUUCUGAUAUCUCUGCCGCUGGAUGUGAAGAUAUAAACUGCUGCUUUGAUGGACGACAGUGUUACUAUGGAAAGACAGUGACUGUCCAGUGCACCAAGGAUGCCCAGUUCAUCGUGGUUGUGGCCAAAGAUGCCACUCUGCCCAACAUUAACCUCGAGUCAAUCUCACUGUUGGGACAAGGGCAAGGCUGUACACAUGUUGAUUCUAAUUCAGACUUUGCCAUCUACAACUUUCCUGUUUCUACCUGUGGCUCUGUUGUUAUGGAAGAGCCUGGUGUUAUAAUCUAUGAGAACAGGAUGUCUUCCUCAUUUGAGGUGGGAGUUGGGGAUCGUGGAGCCAUUACCAGGGACAGCUACUUUGAAUUGCUUUUCCAGUGCAGGUACAUCGGUACUUCUGUUGAGACUUUGGUUAUAGAAGUAUUAGAUCUUGUUGCCCCUCCCGUACCAGUCGCUGCCCUGGGACCCAUCAGUGUACACCUGAGGUUGGCUAAUGGCGAAUGCAAUACAAAGGGUUGUAAUGAAGUGGAUGUGGCCUAUACAUCAUUUUACACGGACACAGACUAUCCUGUGACCAAAGUACUGAGGGACCCUGUGUAUGUGGAGGUUCAACUCCUGGAAAAAACGGAUCCCAACCUCGUCCUGACUCUUGGUCGCUGUUGGACAACUACAAGCCCCUACCCUCACAGUCUGCCUCAGUGGGACAUUCUGAUAGACGGGUGUCCAUACAGGGAUGAUCGCUACCUGUCCGAACUGGUUCCGGUCGGGCCGUCAUCUGGUCUACAGUAUCCAAGUCACUUCAGGCGUUUCAUUUUCAAAAUGUUUACCUUUGUCAACCCUAAUUCAAUGGAACCCCUGAGUGAACAGGUGUUCAUUCACUGCAGCACAGCCGUGUGCACUACUGGAGCGGGUCGCUACUGUGAACCAUCAUGCUUCAGAAAAAGGAGAGACGUUCGGGCUGCGGACAAGAGCAAGGCUCAGUCAAAGGUCGUGGUUUCUGUUGGACCAGUGAUCAUGGGCGCCCCUCAGCAGUAAACAGCACAGCUUCAAGCUCGCGAAUCUGCCUGAAAACAUUUAUUAAAAGAUUUGAAACAUAAA
Messenger RNA from Trematomus bernacchii (emerald rockcod), 2749 nucleotides. Its product is annotated as basic proline-rich protein-like. Lineage: Eukaryota; Metazoa; Chordata; Actinopteri; Perciformes; Nototheniidae. The transcript has 8 exons. Gene Ontology annotation, cellular component: egg coat. The coding region runs from base 20 to 2686 and encodes 888 amino acids. Gene Ontology annotation, molecular function: structural constituent of egg coat; acrosin binding. Gene Ontology annotation, biological process: binding of sperm to zona pellucida; prevention of polyspermy. The record is from RefSeq and is a predicted model, not a curated record.